AUGAGCCUGGCCCACACCACUGUGUUCCUGUGGGCAUGGGGGAGUCUCCAGACCUUUGAAAUUGUGGAAAAAGAAAGCAUUUUUCAGAAGACCCCUUGCCCUGCUUUCCUCAUGUUUGACAAUGCAGCCUACCUGGCCGACAUGAGCUUCGAGCUUCCCUGCCACUGCAAGCCCGAGGAGGUGUUGGCUGUGGUCUGGUACUACCAAAAGCACCUAGGUAGCAGCCACACUAAAGUGCUGACGGACUUCGAUGGGCGGGUACUGACAGAGGCAACUCAGGUACGUGUGGGCAGUGACAUGCUGGCCCGCUUCAGCAUCCGCAUGUUCAGCCUGUUGGUUUUCCGGGCCCAGCCUGAGGACUCAGGCCUGUACUUCUGUGGCACCCGCAAGGGGGACUACUUUUAUGCCUACGAUGUGGACAUCCAGAGCAGUGAAGGAAUGGUGGCCACCUUCCAGGACGAGGGCCAGGAGCCCUUUGCAGAUGAGUACCACGGGAGCCUCCAUGUCUUCACCACCUUCUGGGAGUGGACCCCCUGUGACCGCUGUGGGGUACGUGGGGAGCAGUGGCGCAUUGGCCUCUGCUACCUGCAGAGCCCAGACCUCUCUCCGCGCUACCACAAGACACAGCCCGACGUGGUGUCCUGUGGCUCGCGGGCUGUGCCCAGGAAGCUGCGGACCAUGGUCAGGGACCACACACCUGAGCUGCUGGUUCGGAGCUGUGUGGUGCCCUGCGAGAGGAGGAAGUCGAUCCAGGAGGGCGUGCUGGCCAUCUUCAACUACGUGUCCAAAGUGGGCAGCCGGCCCUGGCUGCCCCAGGUGCCCAUUCAGUUUUACCAGCAGAGACUGGGUCACAGCCUUGUUGUCUCCUGUCCUGGGGCCCGGCCAGAGCACGCUGUGGCCUGGGACAAAGACCACCAGCACCUCUACCGCACACAGUACCUGAAAGGCGUCAACAGAUCCAUGAGGGUGUUCAUCGACCACGGCAACCAGCUCCACAUCCGCUUCACCCAACUGGGUGACCGGGGCAUCUACUAUUGCUGGCGGCAGGGGGUGCGAGUGGCUGCGUUCCGGCUGGGCGUGGCAUCUCCAGGGCGCUACCGGGCCUCAUUCUCGGACCCUGAGACUCGCUCUGCUGUGCAGCUCACCCUGCUGGGCUACCUGCUCAUCACAGCAGUCUUUGUCACCAUUCACCUCUAUCGUUGCUGCUGUUACUUAUUUCACUUUUGUCCCUACUUCUCCCCUUAG
Messenger RNA from Cynocephalus volans (Philippine flying lemur), 1245 nucleotides. It is a transcript of the gene FAM187A, whose product is annotated as family with sequence similarity 187 member A. The transcript has a single exon. The record is from RefSeq and is a predicted model, not a curated record. Bases 1 to 1245 code for a protein of 414 amino acids. NCBI's taxonomy places the organism in Eukaryota, Metazoa, Chordata, Mammalia, Dermoptera, Cynocephalidae.